Messenger RNA from Hyaloperonospora brassicae, 2142 nucleotides. Lineage: Eukaryota; Oomycota; Peronosporomycetes; Peronosporales; Peronosporaceae. The record is from the annotation of a GenBank genome assembly.
AUGGAGGCGAGCGGCAGCGUCCGCGUGUUCGACGGCACGACCGACUUCCGCGUAUGGCGCGCGCGCGUCGAGAACGAGCUGAUGCGGUACCACUUGCUGGGCUACGUGAUGGUGCGUGGCUACGACGGCAGUCAGGCGUUCAUGUACAAUGGCGAGAAGGUACCGCCCAGGACGCUGGCGGUUCCCGCCGAGAACGAGCAGCAGCAGACUCAGCAGCCGCCAGAGCAGCUGGUGAAGGAGGAGGUAGGGGUGCGGGGCGACGCAGUGCCUGUGUUUCCACAGGGAAAGCUCAGUCGAUGGGACGUCCUCGGAGAAAGCGCGGAAGCCAAGAGCAUUCUCCAGCGCUGCCUGCACCCAGACGUGGAGGGCGCGAUCUUGAACAAGAACAUCUAUGAUAGCUGGAAAAUGCUUUGUGCGCUGUAUGGCAAUCAGAGCAGCUACGGCGCUCAUGACGUGAACGAGAUGCACCGGGUACUGCACCACAUUCGACUUGGGGACAAGAAAGGAGAGCCCGUGCGUGAGUUUGUCACGCGGUGGGAAAUGCUCAUGCAGCAGUACGCACUGGCGACGGGGAUUGAGCUGACGGACGGGUUCCGCUCGGUCUCGUUCGUGCAGACGCUUCCCAGUGCGUGGAGAGCUAUGGUGACGUCGUGGCGCGGAGUCCGACCGUUUGUGCCGUAUUCUGAGCUCGUAGAGAAAGUCAUUGCAACGCGCGACAAGAUGCAAGCGCAGAUGGAGAUGGCAAACGCUGCGAACUCAUUACUGUCGAAACCGACUCGCGGCCCGACCGACAGUUCACUUGUGUUGCGAACCUCGCAAUCGCCAAGAAGCUCGUUUGAUAAGUUGGCUGGGUCUGAACCAGUCGCUGAUACUGUUACGAAAGCGUCACAAAAAGAUGUAUACGAAUCGGGAGAUGAUCGAAGGACCAAGUCCAUGAAUGAGUCUACUGAGCCAGCAAAACACUGCCGUGGAACGCCCGUGUCUGCCGACAAAGGCGCACGGCCGAGUAAAACCUCUCCAUCGCAUACUGAAACAACGAGUGGCGCAAGUGAUAAUGUGGACUCGAUUAGUGGUGACACGACAUCGACAACAGUGUCAGGAAAGAACACGACGACGACUAGAACACGCUCGGUAGACAGUGCGAAGAAAUCAGUUACUGAGCGGUCAGCUGGUUCGCGAUCGUUCAAGUCUCUGAAGCCCGAUAGCCGGCAUGAAAAGAACGGCGGGUACGAGCCGCGUGAGCGCUACGAGAAAUACGACCUGGAGCCAGGCUAUGACGAGUACGAGUUCGACAGUCGAUACGACAAGUACGCGUCCACCAGUCGAUACGAGCGAUCUGCGCUUAAGCCUCGUAGCCGAUGCGACAAGAAGUACGAGAGCUACGACCGCUACGACGGCAAAAACGGGUUCGUGUCGUGCUUCUACUGCCUCAAAGUGGGCCACCACAUGAAGCGGUGCUGGUACCUCGAAGCCGACAUUGAGAACGGCACGACGCACGAGCCGCACAAGAAGUUCUCGUGCGCGCUGACGCCCGAGCGAACGCGGUUCAUGGUCAACUGCCUCGAAGCGUACAUUGACGAAGUGAAUCGCGAGCGGGCGGUCUACGAGAUGUCGACGUCAAUGGCAGGACCACGGAACCACGGCGGCUACGACUCCCGCGCGAUGGAGAGCAUGGGGCGUGACUACCACUCGCAGCAGCAGCAGCAGCACUACCACCACCAUCACCACCAACAGCAGCAUCAUCAUCAGCAGCAGCAGCAGCAGGAGCCCGUCCCGCCGCCUCCUCCCGGCCAGCCGCCCGCCAAUGCGCUCCACCACCACCACCACCACCAGCACCAGCAGCAGCAGCAGCAACAACAAGACCCCUCUACCGUAAGUGAGACAACAGAGUACCGAAAGCGCUCGCGCAGCCCGACGACCGACCGGCGCAAGCGCUCGCGCAGCGCUUUCCAGACGACUUCUGGGGGCAGUACGCGAGCGCCGUCUGCGCAAGACGCGCCGCUCGGUCCGCCGCGGGACCGGUCAGGAGACGCGGCGCUGGUGGAGCCGUUCUCGCCCCGCAAGCGCUCGCGCCCGCCGUCCUCCGGGAGCAGCUUCAAACCCGUCUCGGACAACGGCGACGACGAGUGCUGCGCCCAUUAG